AUGUCACACCAAGUCUUGGAGGACAUCAUCGUGAGUUUCGGUCGGAGAGGAAAGUACCAGACGUGUCAGUACACCGUUAUCCUGCUCACCAUCGUGCCCGCAGUCUGGCAGAUAUUUGUCUACAUAUUUAUUGCGCGUCAGAUGGAUCACACUUGUACCCAAGUGUCUGCGCCUUCUCUAGAUCAACUGUUUGGAGUUCAGCCGGGAACUCUUGUCCAGAGCGACGUCGUGUAUGGAUCGUGUUUUGUAGACCUCGUUGGUGACGUCAAAAACCGCGCGACGACGUCAGUAAGAUGUCCUGCUGGUUACGAUUACAAAUUCAGCAGACAUGUAUCCAUUGUUUCUGAGUGGGAUCUCGUCUGUGAUGACAUUUUCAUGGGCAGCAUGAGUCAGGCGAUGUUUAUAGCGGCCCAGGGUCUUGGGGCGAUCAUCUUCACUAUUAUCUCGGACAGAACUGGCAGAAAACCUGUACUGAUUUCAAUUCUGGCCAUCACUCUCUUCCUGGCUGUCGGUAUUGGGUUUUCAGCAUCACUUCCAGCUUUUAUUGUCCUCAGAAGUGCUAUUGGUGCUGUAUCAGAGGGUGCUUAUCUUGUCUCCAUAACACUGGUUUUGGAGCUGAGCAUACCCGAAAACAGACUGGACAUUUUCGUGUUGUACGCCUUUGUGUGGGGCAUCUCGGCGUUAACAUUAGCACCAGUCGGUUAUCUUCUGAGAGACAAUUCGUGGCGCAUCAUUCAGUUCGUGUCCAGUUCAGUCGGAAUCAUUGUCUUCGUGCAGCUGUGGACUGUGGACGAGUCUCUCCGAUGGCUGAUUUCUAACAAAAGAUAUCAGGAGGCGGUAUCUCUCAUUCGGAAAGUUGCUCGAAUAAACAGAGUUGACUUGUGCGCCCUUGUUGUGAAAUUACCACACCAGGACGAAGAAACUCCGGAUAGUACAGGUUCCAAUAUCAAUUCCAUACCUGCCUCAGAUGAGGUUGCUAGUAGUACGGAUAAAACGGAUACAAGAAAUGAUAUUUUUACGCAUUUCAACGCAGUAUCUGGUGCACCAGGGGACGCAACUCAUCCGCACAGAAUCGAGGCGGAAACGACGUCAGUUGUCUCCCUUACAGCAGACCAAUUGGAGGUGUAUUCCACUGGUGGCAUUAGUUCAUCGUGUUCAGAUGACGAUAUAAUCAAAAAACUGAGAACGCGAACGAAAGAGAAAAACUGUUCAUGCUGUUCAAUGAUUGCUUCGAGACUUAUUUGUGUGAAUAUGAUAGUGUUGUGGAUUCUGUGUCAGGUUACUGUUACCAAGACUACAGAAUCUCCGGUCACGUUGUAUUUGUUUGUGAAACUCAUCUUCAGUCAGGUUACCGUUACCAAGACUACAGAUUCUCUGGUCACGUUGUAUUUGUUUGUGAAAUUCAUCUUCAGUCAAGUUACCGUUACCAAGACUACAUAUUCUCUGGUCGUGUUGUAUUUGUUGGUUAUUCAGCAGUUUGGUAGCGCUGCUAUCGAGAUAUUGGCGAUAGUGAUUGGCUUCACUGGGAAAGUCGGAAUAUCAGCAGCUUAUUACGUCAUCAUCUGCUACACUGUCGAGCUAUACCCUACUCCUAUACGAAAUAUCGGUGUAGGAUCGUCAGCAUUGUUUGCCAGACUCGGAGGAGUAUUGGCGACAUUUGGAAAUACACUGCAUAGUAACUGGCCGUGGUCAGUGGGAAGUCUUGCUGGCGUUCUAGGUGUCAUCGUAGCUCUGCUGGCGCUAGUCCUACCCGAGACGAGGAAGAAACCACUCCCCCAGACAGUGGAGGAUGUGAACAAUCUGUACGAUAAAAACAACACUGGUAAAUUCUGCUAA
Molecule: messenger RNA, 1836 nt
Organism: Gigantopelta aegis
Lineage: Eukaryota; Metazoa; Mollusca; Gastropoda; Neomphalida; Peltospiridae
Product: organic cation transporter protein-like
Exons: 10
Coding region: 1-1836 (611 amino acids)
Biological process (GO): transmembrane transport
Cellular component (GO): membrane
Molecular function (GO): transmembrane transporter activity
Source: RefSeq, a predicted model, not a curated record